AGAUUUAUCAUGUGCUUAACUUGGAAAUGAAUGCUCUGGAGGUUAGGGACAACAUUGUGGAGCAUCUGAGGACACACCCAAAUACAAUCGAUGGAACACCACUGGAUCAGUUUGUCUGCACACAGCAGUCAUGGGAAGAUUACCUUUCAACCAUGGAGGCCCCUGGCACCUGGGGUGAUCACCUAGUUCUCCUGGGUGCUGCAGAGUUCCUCCAAGCUGACACUGAGGUAAUCACAACAGCAUCAGAAACACACCCAGUCACGAUCAAGGCAGUGAAUAGACAAGAUAAAACCAAGGAGCUAUUCCUGGGACAUAUCUCUGAGUUCCAUUAUGUGAGCCUGAAUGAACUAGGACAAAUUUGCAGGGAUUGUCACUUGGAGUUGUCGGUGUGCCAAUGCGUGGACAACAUUAAUGGUGAGACUCUGUUAAUGGUACUUUGUAUUAAUGUCCCUCUUCAACCCUUACAGUGCAAGAGAACUGUUGUAGUGACAGUACAUAGAGAUACCUGUAUGUGGUAUAAUGUGUUAAAUCACUGAACACAG
Molecule: messenger RNA, 542 nt
Organism: Haliotis rubra (blacklip abalone)
Lineage: Eukaryota; Metazoa; Mollusca; Gastropoda; Lepetellida; Haliotidae
Product: OTU domain-containing protein DDB_G0284757-like
Exons: 3
Coding region: 27-536 (169 amino acids)
Biological process (GO): protein deubiquitination
Molecular function (GO): cysteine-type deubiquitinase activity
Source: RefSeq, a predicted model, not a curated record